AUUACAACUUGAAAUCAAUAACCUCAAUUAUCUUCACUUUAUCAAUAAACUUGAUAUAUUACGUUUAGUCGAGUUGUAUCGCGCGGCAGUUUUAAAAAAGGGUCAGAUGGCUUCCACUAACGCCAUUACAGAGCUUAAUGCUACCGAACAGAGAAUCAUCAAAAUAAAGUCUGAUAUAGAUCAGUUUGAGGAACUGCUCAAGCGCGUGGCUAGUGGGUAUGGGGAUACUAAGUAUCUCAGCGAACAGUAUCACAACCUUAUAUUGUCAACAAAAGAUUUGUCAUCUCAUUUGGCUACUAUUCAAAAAAUAAUUGAGCUAGGCUCACAAAUUCCCGACCUACGUGCUAGAGCUCGCACUUUAAACACUCAAGCAAUAAGUCAGUUAAGACGAUUACAGAAGUUGGGUAAUGAUGUUCAACAGCAUGCUCGUUAUGAGAACAAAGUGGAUCCAGUGGUCAAUUUUGAAGGGAAAUAUCCAUCACUUGCAGAUUUUACGCUUAACCAAGGACCUUUAGUAGAACAGAAACAGAUUCCGGUUGAAUCAAAAGCAGAUGUUCAAAGAGCACAUGAAAUGGAACAAUUAGAGUCUGAUAUAGUUCAAGUGAAUGAACUAUUCACAACACUGGCCACUUAUAUACAUGAUCAAGGCUCAUUAGUUGAUUCUAUCGGUGACAAUAUAGAAGUAGCUUAUGAACAAGUUCAAAGUGGUACAGAACAAUUGAGCACAGCAACAAAACAUCGUAAAUCAGCUCGACGUAAAAAGUGUAUCUGUCUUGGUCUUAUAGUAUUGAUUUUAUUCAUCUUAGCACUAGGUGUCGGCUUAUCAUUGAGGCAUUGAUUAUUCAUCUAAAUCGCCUCUUCUCUCUCUCUCUCUCCUAUGCACUUCUCUAUGCAUUAUUCAUUAUUAAAUUGAUAUAUGAUUUGUUUUUGGGGUUCCGUUUAUUUUGUUUUCUUUUUCUAAUCUAAUCACAGUAUUUAAACUGAUUUGUUUUUUUCUGAUUGAGUUGAUUUAUUUUACUGAUAUAUAUAUAUAUAUAUAUAAAAAAUGUGUACAAUGUCUUUCAUAAAUAAAUAAAAAAAUUCUUUUCGUCAUUUUCAUGUCAACCUUUUUUUUUUUUCAAUUGGUUACUUCAUUAUUUGAUGACAAUUUGUAUGUGUGUGUGUGUCUGUGUGUUUAUGUUUCCAGUUGAUUGUACAGUUACAGUUUUACUAUCAAUCAUACAAUAAUAAAAAUAUAUUCAGUUUGUUGAUUGGCUUAGAGAGAUUGAGAAGUCAAAGCAAGACCCACCCGAAGACAAGUGCAUCAAUGAACAGGGGUGGUUACACUUUUAUGCUAGCAGAUAAAGUUUUCUGAGAGAAUAAACAAUUUGAUGAUAAAGGUUAGUGUAAAUAAUAUUAAGGUUAAGAAGAUGUCAACGAGUGAAUACUUCCACGUCAUUGUGAUAUAUUUCUAGCUAUUUCACAAAU
Molecule: messenger RNA, 1467 nt
Organism: Heterobilharzia americana
Lineage: Eukaryota; Metazoa; Platyhelminthes; Trematoda; Strigeidida; Schistosomatidae
Source: the annotation of a GenBank genome assembly